UGAGACGCUGCAGAUCUUGAUAGAUCAGGGCUAGGUGCUAAUUGGCGGUAAAUACAGAGGCGGAGAGAACCUUUAAACGUAGCUAAUUAUCAACCUUUAAAAAUAAAUUCUUGAGAGGGUUUAGUAGUUGUGUUCAGUUCUUGAACAAUGGCAGCACUUUUAAGUUUUGGGGUUUUGUGGUACUUCGUGUCGUUAGUUGUUUUUGUGCUGCCUAUUCUUUGGCACAAAGUCAACAAGCCGUCCAAUGGCCUGGGCAACAAUCUUCUUUGAGUUUUGAGGUGAAACAGCCAGCACCUCAGGCAGAUCCCCUUCAGAAGUGCAAUGUGGAUGACUAUGAGGUGGUGCAGUGUGGAGAGCCUGGCAUUUCUCCUGCAAACUGUAAUGCUAUAAACUGCUGUUUUGAUAGACAGCAGUGCUAUUAUGGCAAAGCAGAUGGACUGUGACUUUCUUGUCUAUGAAAACCAAAUGACUUCUACCUAUGAAGUAGGUAUUGGACCUCUAGACUCCAUCACAAGGGACAGACAUUAUGAUUGUCCCUACCAGGAUGAUUGUUACCUGACCACUUUGAUCCCUGUGGAUUGGUCUUCAGGCCUGCAGUUUCCAACCCACUACAAACGGUCUUCAUUCAUUGCAGUACAUCAGUUUGCUCCCCGACUGCAGACUCUUGUGUUCAGAGUUGCAACAGGAAUAGGAGAGCUGCUGGGACACUAGAAGCAGAUGCUACCCGUGCAGUUGUCUCCAGUGGAGAAAUUAUCCUUAGUUUCUAAGUUUUCUGACUCCUCUUGCAAUAAACUCUUCUAGAUUUUGAAA
Megalobrama amblycephala (Wuchang bream) is the source of this 810-nucleotide messenger RNA. RefSeq names its product zona pellucida glycoprotein 2, like 1 (gene zp2l1). Gene Ontology annotation, molecular function: acrosin binding; structural constituent of egg coat. Bases 421 to 711 code for a protein of 96 amino acids. The record is from RefSeq and is a predicted model, not a curated record. Lineage: Eukaryota; Metazoa; Chordata; Actinopteri; Cypriniformes; Xenocyprididae. Gene Ontology annotation, cellular component: egg coat. Gene Ontology annotation, biological process: binding of sperm to zona pellucida; prevention of polyspermy. The transcript is spliced from 5 exons.